AAUCUGGUGGCUUUGUGAAUGCGUAAAGUCGUUUUUAAUAUACUGUGUGAGUUUUGAGUAAAAUAUUAUAUAUUUGUGGAAAAAUUUCAACAAAAUUGUACAAAUUUUGUGAAUUUACAAACGGCUGAACUAUAAAUAGUCCUUUGAGAGUAAUAAUAAUUUUACAGCAGUAUGAAACGCAGUGCUUCAGGAGAUUCACCAACCAGGACCAAUCAUUUAGGAAGAUCUUCUCACGGUAGAACUAUUAUGGGUCGCGGAUAUGAUAAUGGUAGCGGAGUUCCAGGCGAUUCUCCCGAACGCAUGUCUCCAGAUCGCCUACGACGUCGGAUAGGAAGGUCACCAAGUCCACGAGCACGUUAUGGUGUUUCACCCCAUCGUGAAGAAUAUUUACGCGGGCCUCCACCAGUGGCGGAAAGACCAACGUACAAAGUGCUAUGUGUUAGUGCUUUGCAUCCUAAAGCUUCCGACGAUUUCAUUAAGGAAACCUUGUAUCGUGAAUACAAGAAAUUCGGUGACUUCAGCAUUCGUAUAUCUCAUGAUUUGGACGAACGUGUUGCUUACGUUUGUUUUAGAACGUCUGAGGAUGCUCGUGAAGCAAAACAUCAUAAACCGCGUAUUGUAUUGUAUGAUAAAAUGGCAUUAGUGGAACCAGUUUACGAAUCUUCUUCACAUAAUGAAUACAGGCCUCGUGGACGUUCGAUAACUCCCCCUGACUACGAUCGAUAUCAUUAUCCACGUUCGCCUAUGGGCCCGACUGGUCCAAUAGAACAUCGUCGACCACCGAUCGAUCCGUAUGACCGUUAUGGACCACCCAUGCAUCCGCAUGGUCGUUCACGGGAAUAUCGUGGACCAAUUCAUCACGAAUAUCCACUUCCCCCACGGGGCCCACCAAUGCAUCGUGUGCCACCACAUAUGCAUGGACCACCGCCCCCACAUCAGUAUGCACCUAUGCGUCAUAUGGGACCUCGUCCACAUGUUCCAUAUGAGAAGCCCGAAAGCAAGAAAGAUAAAUUUCCUAAUUAUUUGCAUCAUGUGCAACCAGAAGACGACCCACUUGCAACAAGGACUCUAUUUGCUGGUAAUUUAGAAGUGAAUAUUUCGGAUGAAGAGUUGCGUCGUAUAUUCGGUAAAUACGGUAUUGUUGAUGAUAUCGAUAUAAAGCGACCCCCACCAGGUACUGGUAAUGCUUUUGCUUUCGUACGUUAUCAAAAUCUGGAUAUGGCACAUCGUGCUAAAAUAGAGCUUUCCGGUCAAUAUAUUGGAAAGUUCCAAUGUAAAAUUGGUUAUGGUAAAGUAACACCAGCUACUCGUAUAUGGAUCGGUGGUCUAGGUGCUUGGACUUCUGUAACACAAUUGGAACGGGAAUUUGAUCGUUUUGGUGUCAUAAAGAAAAUAGAAUACCAAAAAGGCGAGACAUGUGCAUAUAUACAAUAUGAAACCAUCGAGGCAGCCUCUGCUGCAGUGAAAGAAAUGCGCGGUUUUCCUUUGGGUGGACCAGAGCGUCGUUUGCGUACUGAUUUUGCUGAAUUACCUGGAACUACUCCAGCUGCACCAUUUAAAUCAAAGAGCUAUGAUGAGGCACCUGAAUAUAGGCGUCCAGAGUAUGACUAUCAUUAUGAAGAGACACCACAUUAUGCUCCACGAGGUGGGUAUGCACCUUAUCCACCACGAGGUGGUUAUAGGGGUCGCGGUGGCUACCGCGGUCGUGGACGUGGUUCAUACCAUGUCUAUCAUAAUGAUGUGCAUCGUCCAAUUCAUGGCAGUUCUACAUCGUCGAUGCCACCACCUGCUGGAGCUGAAGAUGAAUGGCGUCGUCCGCCAGGCGAUUCAUAUGAGCGAGCACGUUCUGGUUCACGUGAGCCCGGUGCUGAUCGUUCACGUUCACGCUCCCCUCACAAACGCGCACAUUCACCCGAGUCGGACUCGGAUUCUUCUUCACGUCGAAACGGUGCUUUGAGUACCGCACGUACUCUGCCUGAUAUUUCCCGUAAGUGCACUGUUGUAUGGCAGGGCGCACUCAUACUAAAGAGUUCACUAUUUCCGGCUAAAUUCCAUAUGACGGAUGGAGACGCGGAUAUUGUCGACUCCUUAAUGCGCGACGAAGAAGGAAAACAUAACUUGCGUAUUACGCAGCGUUUGCGUCUCGAUCCACCGAAAUUGGAGGAUGUGCAAAAACGCAUUAGCUCAUCAUCGUCACAUGCAAUAUUUUUAGGUUUAGCUUCAUCAGCUGCAACCACUCUGGAGGAUAGUAGCGUACAAACGCGUCCACUACGAAAUUUAGUGUCGUAUUUAAAGCAAAAGGAAGCUGCCGGUGUUAUCUCACUGUUGAACAAAGAUACUGAAGCCACUGGAGUGCUAUACGCUUUCCCACCAUGUGACUUUUCUACGGAACUACUGAAGCGUACAUGCCAGAGUGUAACUGAAGAGGGUCUAAAGGAAGAUCAUCUUGUGGUAGUAGUUGUAAGAGGUGGAACUGCUUAAAAUUGAUAACGCGUAGUCAUUCGCCGAUUUUUUAUUAAUUGUAAAUGACUUUGAGUGCGCUAAAAUAGUGAAUAUGGACAUACUUUUAACGCGUCGGUAGUGAUAUUUAAAUAAUACCGAAGAGUUAAGGUUGAAGCCCUUAAACAUCAAA
This is a messenger RNA of Bactrocera tryoni, 2632 nucleotides long. It is a transcript of the gene nito, whose product is annotated as RNA-binding protein spenito. Gene Ontology annotation, molecular function: mRNA binding. The transcript is spliced from 4 exons. The record is from RefSeq and is a predicted model, not a curated record. Lineage: Eukaryota; Metazoa; Arthropoda; Insecta; Diptera; Tephritidae. Bases 172 to 2481 code for a protein of 769 amino acids. Gene Ontology annotation, biological process: regulation of alternative mRNA splicing, via spliceosome. Gene Ontology annotation, cellular component: nucleus.